Molecule: messenger RNA, 648 nt
Organism: Lasiodiplodia theobromae
Lineage: Eukaryota; Fungi; Ascomycota; Dothideomycetes; Botryosphaeriales; Botryosphaeriaceae
Product: Synaptobrevin
Exons: 5
Coding region: 1-648 (215 amino acids)
Biological process (GO): retrograde vesicle-mediated transport, Golgi to endoplasmic reticulum; vesicle fusion with Golgi apparatus; endoplasmic reticulum to Golgi vesicle-mediated transport
Cellular component (GO): SNARE complex; endoplasmic reticulum-Golgi intermediate compartment; ER to Golgi transport vesicle membrane
Molecular function (GO): SNAP receptor activity
Source: RefSeq, a predicted model, not a curated record
AUGAUCCGGUCCACGCAAAUAGCGCGCCUAGACGGCCUGAUUUUGGCCGCCUCCGUCGACGAUGAACAGUCGGAAUCCGAGCUCGUCGAAAUCAAGGGCAAGGUCAAGCAGAUCCUCCGCCGGGUGAACCGCAACUCUGAGCCGCAGGCCAGCAUUGAAGGCGGCCAAUACACCAUCCACUACCUCAUCGACGAUGCUCUUAUCUUCCUCUGCAUCUGCGACCGCUCUUACCCCCGAAAGCUUGCCUUUGUCUUCCUGUCCGACAUCAAGCAGGAAUUCACCACCACCUACCCCUCGCAACAGUACCUCGCCGCUACCUGCCGCCCUUAUGCCUUCGUCGAGUUCGACACCUUCAUCCAGCGAACCAAGAAGACGUACCAGGACAGCAGAGCCACCCAGAACUUGGACAAGCUGAACGAUGAGCUGAAGGAUGUCACCAAGGUCAUGACAAAGAACAUUGAGGAUCUGCUCUACAGAGGAGACAGUCUGGAGCGCAUGGGAGAUAUGAGCAGUCGGCUCCGCGAGGACAGCCGAAAAUACCGCAAGGCAGCUGUCAGGAUCAAUUGGGAACUGUUGUUGCGCCAGUACGGUCCCGUCGGCGGCAUCGCCUUCAUCAUGAUCGUGUUUAUUUGGUGGCGCUUCUUCUGA